UUGUUAUCGGCACCGUUUGCACUCUCAGCAAAUUUUGCCUUUCAGGCUACUGUACGUGUGUGGUCUUCACGUGAAUUGAACCAUGAACUUCUUAUCGAACAGCCGUUGUUAUUGUUCCGCUGUGAUGAGAGACUGUUUGAAAAUGAUAUUCUUUUUCCGUGCUUUUUACGGGUUCUUCGGUUUUAUAUGUCAGCAAGCCGUGUAUUCCUGUUACAAAAACUGAAAAUGAGCCAAAGUGUAAGAGAAGACCAGCGAGGUGAACGUGAAGAGCUGACGCAGUCGCUAAUAGGGACGCAAGAUUCGGCAGUUGUGCAAAUCCUGUUGGAAAUCUGUGGUCGAUUCAAAAACGUUUUUGUUCAUCGACUUUGCUGUGGCCACAUUCAUCAGAUGUUCAUCGCAGAUCCCAUUCUUACGAAAUUAGUUCAUUUUCAGUGCUAUUCACUGAAUCUGAUUCCACUCGCUGUGCGAGAAAUCCCAUCGAUGCAUAUUUGCCUUGAAUUUGUUCACGAAAUUUUGGCUCUGGCGGACAUUUCGAAACGCGUAUUUGCCAUUGUUCUCAUUGCGGAACUUGCACAGCAGUAUAAGAUCGAAUCGUCGUUUGUUCGUGUGGAAUUGGUGCUCGAUGUAUUGACAACAUUGUCACGUGCGCUAAGCACUGAUGAGAAUCUGGUAUUGCUGGCGAAGACAGUACCGUCACUGGGACGUCUGAUGUGCCUUUUUCCGGAAAUAGCAGCAGACAUUGCGCAUUUUUUGAUUCGUAUUUCUGCAGUAGCUGGCGCCCGUCUAGCUACUUCAGCUACAGUACUGAAGACUGGGACGUGCUUUGAAAGACGUCUGAUGGCAGAUGUAAGAAAUAUUUUGUUUAAAUGCAGUAUUUCUGUUUAA
Messenger RNA from Gongylonema pulchrum, 885 nucleotides. The record is from the annotation of a GenBank genome assembly. NCBI's taxonomy places the organism in Eukaryota, Metazoa, Nematoda, Chromadorea, Rhabditida, Gongylonematidae.